This is a messenger RNA of Larimichthys crocea (large yellow croaker), 1135 nucleotides long. RefSeq names its product urate oxidase (gene uox). Gene Ontology annotation, biological process: urate catabolic process; purine nucleobase catabolic process. Bases 51 to 950 code for a protein of 299 amino acids. Gene Ontology annotation, molecular function: urate oxidase activity. The transcript is spliced from 8 exons. The record is from RefSeq and is a predicted model, not a curated record. NCBI's taxonomy places the organism in Eukaryota, Metazoa, Chordata, Actinopteri, Sciaenidae. Gene Ontology annotation, cellular component: peroxisome.
CGGGACAGGGACUGAGGACAACAAGAGUAGGUGAAGGAAAGGAAGAUACCAUGGCAACUGCUUCAGAUCAGAAUGUGGAGUUUGUGCGAACAGGCUACGGCAAGAACACAGUGAAGGUGUUGGUCAUCAGGAGACAGGGGAGCCACCACUUCAUCAUUGAGCUGAAAGCCGACGUGCAGCUCACACUCAAAACACGCAAGGAUUACCUGAAAGGAGACAACUCAGACAUCAUCCCGACCGACACCAUGAAGAACACCGUCCAUGCACUGGCCAAGCUCAAGGGGGUUAAGAACAUCGAGCAAUUUUCCCUGGAUAUCUGUCAUCAUUUCCUGACCUCUUUCAACCAUGUGCUGAGGGCCAAGGUUCACAUGGAGGAGGCUCCAUGGAGAAGGCUGGAGAAGAAUGGGGUAGAGCAUGCUCAUGCAUUUAUCUUCAGCCCAGAAGUCUGUCGCUUCUGUGAUGUUGAACAGAAUCUCAAUGGCAUCCCUGUGGUUCACAGCGGGGUGCAGGACAUGAAGGUGUUGAAAACCACCCAGUCUGGUUUUGAGGGUUUCCUCCGAGACCGCUUCACUACUCUGCAAGAAGCCAGGGACAGGUGUUUCUGCACCUCUGUCUACGCCAGGUGGCGCUACAACAAGAUUCAAGAUCUCGACUUUGAUGCUGCAUGGAAGCGUGUGAAGGAGACUAUUAUUGAGAAGUUUGCUGGGCCCUACGAUCGUGGAGAGUACUCACCCUCUGUGCAGAAAACCCUUUAUGAAACACAGGUUCUAGUCCUGGACCGAAUUCUUGAGGUGGAUGAAAUAGAGAUUGUCAUGCCCAACCAGCAUUACUUCACCAUAGACAUGACAAAAAUGGGCCUCACCAACAAAGAUGAAGUUCUUCUUCCUCUGGACAACCCGUCAGGCAACAUCACUGGGACAGUGCGCAGGAAACAGCAAGCCAGGCUGUGAAGAAAAUGCUGCUGCUACAACCGACAUAUCAAAAUAAAUUUCUGAGAACAAGUGUGACCUUUUAAACAUUUUUCAUCAAAAAUCAUAAUUACAAUUCAAGAUUUCUCAAAUACGAUAAGGUUUUUGAACAUUUAAUGUCAAUAUGUAAGUAUAAUAAUAAAGAAAAGAAAAGCACUAUAAAUAAA